AUGCCAUCGCAAAUUUCAACACUUAUGUUUGUACGAACACAACCAUGGAGGAGCUUGCGACCCUGGACGCGGCCUCUAUACCACACAAACGUGCUCUCUCUACGCAUGAAUAGUCAUAGAUCCAAUAUGGGACCGUCAGCUUCAAGUGGUGAGAAACUAGAGCUCGAUCAAUUAUUACGUGAUUUGGACUUGUUUAACGAACCCCAAAAUGAUGAAAAGAGUCCAAGCAAUAACCAAGAGAUUACAAAAGAGCCUUUGAAUCGUGAAAACCAGUUGGAAAACGACCUCGAACUGCUUUUUGGAAAAGUCCAACAAGAACAAGAAGAGCACCUUGAUCGCAACGAACAAAUUAUUAACGAGGAAAAGAAUUUAUUUCAAAGAAUAUUCACCUCGUAUAUUGAUUCAGAGCCCAAAGAAUCCCCAGAGAACAUUUUAAAAGGUAUAAAUCAGCCAACUUUUCGCAGUUCUCGAAUCCAUUCUGUAUCUGAAAAAAUCAGAGACGACGUCUUUACCAUGACGGAUAAUGCAUUGAGUGCCACACUGGACUAUAUACAGAGCCUUCCGACCAGCCAGGAGGUCACGGAGUUUCUUCUGAGCACUCUUGACAGAUGGCUCGCACAAGACAGUGCUGCAAAAAAUGAUGGACAAGUUCAAGAAUCGAUAUAUCUCAACAAAAUCCUCAACAGCAAAGGCAAAAGGAUCACUGAGAGCCACACCAAGUUUAUUGACAAAGUCAAGGCUACUAGUGAAGCUCAACCAGAAAAACCAUCACUUAACAUCUUCACCUUACCUAUCCUAUUCAACAAGUGUAUAGCUCGUCUCUCAGCUUCAGGAGACGGGGUUCUCGCCUUCACGAUAUUCAACCGGCUCAAAAGCCAUAUUCACAUCUAUACUAUAUGUUGCAACCAAAAAACGUUCAAUGAGAUGAUGAAGAUAGCAUGGGUGAAUACUAUGGAUCUUUACACCGUGGAAAAACUAUACUUUGAAAUGGUAGGAAACGGGUUCACUGGCGACUACCACACGUUCCACAUUCUCAAGAGCAUUAUUGUGGAGUACUAUGGCAUGAAAAUGGGCACUAUGAACUCUCCAAUCUGGUCGCGACAAGACGAUAUUCGGGUGGAAAGUUUGGAGAAGAAGUUGGCGACAUUAGCGCGGCAGUUGCAAUAG
Messenger RNA from Meyerozyma guilliermondii ATCC 6260, 1167 nucleotides. RefSeq lists its product as uncharacterized. The record is from RefSeq and is a predicted model, not a curated record. Gene Ontology annotation, cellular component: mitochondrion. Bases 1 to 1167 code for a protein of 388 amino acids. NCBI's taxonomy places the organism in Eukaryota, Fungi, Ascomycota, Pichiomycetes, Serinales, Debaryomycetaceae. The transcript has a single exon.